AUGUCUUCCUCUUCACCCCCACCCUCAGAAUACCGCUCAGAUUUCUUUACCAAGAAAUGGACAAUUACCAUCCCAUCGUACCCAACGGUCAAAUUCUUCCGCGCAACACCAUCUCACUUUGAUGUCUGGCUCCCCAUUGCGACAAGCGCCGAUAACAACAAAUUGCAAGACAGCAAAGACCAAGUCUGGGAUGAGGAUGCUAUCUCGAAAUGGAAAGCCAACAUGUAUGAUCAAUACGACAAGUCUAAUACGGACUUUCAUUGCCUCAAGAUCCUCGUUGAAGUUGAUGGGAAGGUUGUGGGGUUUGGGGAUAUUUAUGUGAUUAAGCCAGGAGUAGCGAACAUCGGCGUGGUGCUGAAUAAGGAGGUGAGGGGCAAGGGAUUGGGAAAAUUAACGGCUAGUGUUUUGACUCAGUUAACUCUUAAUUUUGGCCUACAAGCUGUCGCUGGGACAAUGAGGGAUAAUGAACCAAUGCGCUCGACAUUGAGGAAUCUAGGGUUUGUGGAAGAGGAGAAAAUCAUCGAAAUCGAAGGUCGUGGAAUAGUGGCAGAAUUUUCUUAUUCGCUUUUGCAAGAAGGAUGGAAGGAUAUUGCGUUGAGUGUGGAGUUUGAAGAGUGA
Messenger RNA from Botrytis fragariae, 618 nucleotides. RefSeq lists its product as uncharacterized. The record is from RefSeq and is a predicted model, not a curated record. The coding region runs from base 1 to 618 and encodes 205 amino acids. NCBI's taxonomy places the organism in Eukaryota, Fungi, Ascomycota, Leotiomycetes, Helotiales, Sclerotiniaceae. The transcript has a single exon. Gene Ontology annotation, molecular function: acyltransferase activity, transferring groups other than amino-acyl groups.